Messenger RNA from Paramuricea clavata, 2102 nucleotides. The record is from the annotation of a GenBank genome assembly. Lineage: Eukaryota; Metazoa; Cnidaria; Anthozoa; Malacalcyonacea; Plexauridae.
AUGUCUAAUGAUGGAGAUCAAAUUUAUAUUGAUUAUGCACAAGGAAGACCUUAUAUGGAAUGCCAGAAUGUGACACAAUCAGCAUGUUCUAUCGAGCUAACAAAAUCGGUUUCAUUUCAUGGCAUUAAUGGAAAAGCUGAAAUUCAAUGCACGAAAAGUUGCAAGUUUUUCAAGAUAAUGAGCUCAAGUUUUUAUACAACAAAAAUCAAAUUCUUGGACUUAGUCAUAUCAAGUUCAGAGACUGUAGCUGAACUUGAUGUGGGAGCCAGGUCGAAAUUAGUAUUUCAGAAUGCCCUGAUUAGGGAAACCUUUCAUGGAAUAUACAGCAAACGUUCCACUGACUGCUCCAUUCUGAUAACCAACUCAAGAUUUGAGCAUAAUUUCAACUGGGGAAUUUACCUGCGAUGUCAAAAUCUCACUAUGCAAAUAAAAUCUAGUACCUUCAAAUCAAGCCCUUUGUUUAUAACAAACAUUGGUAACAAGCCUACACUUUGGCAAAAAACAGAGCUUUUCUUUCGUAGUACGGUAUUUGAUUUUCAAAAUACUCCACGGUGCGUCGAUAUGGUCGCAAUAAAGCCGUUUGCAGCUAUACUUAAUGUCACAAUUAUUGAAUCACGGUUUAAAAAUCAUAUUGCGAUUUGCCGACCCAAAGAUCACAUUUCUACAUUACACAUCUGCGACUCUUACUCAAAAGUCCGUAAUAUAACAUUUAUAUUUCUGAGCAAUCUAGUAAUCGAAAAUAACUGCAACAACUGGGCUACACUUCCAUUAACUGUAGUCUAUUUCAGCUACACUAAAGUAAAAGUUAUGAUACGUGACAGCAUUUUCAGAAAUAAUUCGGCCGCACUUCAUCUUCGGGUCCUCGUUUCCCAUUCUCCAACGACGCUAACAUUGUUUAUUGAGAAUAACACGUUCGUUGAUAAUACAUACGAACAGUUUAGUACACCUAAUGGCGCAGCGGCAAUUUACUUUGCCACUGGUAUAAGCCGAGUAUCAUCGUGUCGUUUCCUUGACAACAAAGCAGGUGAAAAUCCCUACACAGGCGUGGUGACAAUUUCUGAAAAGGCGAGAGUUACCUUCUAUAAUUCUUAUUUCGAAAACCGGCAGACUAAAGUGCCAUCGAACCAGUUGUUUGCGUCAGAAAACCAGCCGCUUUAUUUUGUUGGCGAAAAUACGUUUAAUUUAGUUGCUUUGAACGAAGGACAAUCUGUAUUUAUUCGUAUACCGACUGGCACGGGUAGUGGGAUGAUUAUUAAGAAAAACUUUAAGAUCUUAUGCCCGCAAGGCUACAAAUUGAAUCCACAGCGACAGUGCAUGGUCAUCAAAACUGGAAUCCUUUGUUACUAUGUUAAUGUUCGAUGUGAGCAGUGUCCAACGAAAACUUACACACUAGAAAGAGGCGAGCUUACUUUCAACAAAAGCAACGAUAUUCAAUGUCGACAAUGUCCUAGAGGCGGGGACUGUGAGAGAGGCGUGGUAACAGCCAAACCCAACUUUUGGGGUUAUAAAACAAGGGUGAAUGUCGUUUUUGUUCAAUGUCCAGCAGGGUACUGUUGCGAGACUAAGGACUGUCCGUUCAAUGAUAGUUGCCAUGGAAACAGAUCUGAUACACUUUGUGGCCAAUGUCCAGAAGGAAUGUCAGAAAGUUUGUUCACCACACAAUGUAUUUCCAACAUGGAAUGCACCUUAAAUUAUUUCUUUGUCCUUGGCACAAUUGGACUACUUGUUCUAUAUCUUGUGUUCUUUCUCUACCAUAAGGAAAUCGUGAGUUUUCUGCUAACAAGCCUAUUUAACAAGCAAUUGUUGUUCUCGUCACCCAGUGGGAGGAUUAAGAUAUUCUUCUAUUACUAUCAAGUUUGCAAUUUACUUAGAAGCUCUGUAGCUUCUUCUAAAAAGAGUCAGUUCAUUCAUUAUUUUGAAAAUAUUAUCACAAGGGUAAUGAACAUGGUUCUAGUUAAUGUUCCAUCUUUUAAUUGUCCUUUCAGAAACUUUCGUGCUGUUCCCAAGGCAGUCAUACUUCAUUCGGUGGGUUUUUGUCUCUUGGGUCUUCUUUGUAUUCUUUAUUUGGUAAGCAAAUUGUUUCUAAUCUUAAGAAACUUUAA